AGCGGCAGCGCGGCCCGCGGCGAGGAGCAGCGCCCACCGAGCGGGCCGCGCACCGGGCUCGGCGCGGCGGCGCGCGCGGGCCGCCGGGAAGUUGGAGAGCGACAGCGGGAGCGCGCGUGCGCACACGCGGGCCGGGCUGCCUGUCUAAACCGCGGUCGCCGGCGCUCGCGACUCGGCUAGCUCCUCAGGAAGGAGCGGCCAGUGGGCCGGCGUCCUGUCGGCGGGGUGCGAGGCUGACUGGCCGCGGCCGCUUCCUUCUGGUGCCUGGGCCGCGGCGCGGCGGGCUGACCGGCGCCUGGAGCCGAGACCCCGGGACGCGGGCGGAGGCGCACGCCGGUGGGCUCCCGGCGCCGGGCGGAGGCCGAGGGGACCAUGGCCGGGGGGAACUUCCGCCUCUCCACCACCGAGCGCGUCAUCCAAGCUGUCCCUUUCCCUCCAACCCAAAGGCUUACUUUGAAGGAAGUCUUUGUAAAUGGGAAACCUAAUAUUGAUGUCUUGAAGAACCAUUUGGUGAAGGAAGGGCGAGUGGAAGAGGAAGUAGCGUUAAAGAUAAUCAAUGAUGGGGCUGCUAUCCUGAGACAAGAGAAGACUAUGAUAGAAGUAGAAGCUCCAAUCACGGUGUGUGGUGACAUUCAUGGACAAUUCUUUGACCUGAUGAAGUUGUUUGAAGUUGGAGGAUCACCUAAUAACACACGCUACCUCUUUCUGGGUGACUAUGUGGACAGAGGCUAUUUCAGUAUAGAGUGUGUACUGUUUUUAUGGAGUUUAAAGAUUAAUCAUCCCAAAACACUGUUUCUGCUUCGGGGAAAUCAUGAAUGCAGGCAUCUUACCGAAUAUUUCACCUUCAAACAGGAAUGUCAAAUCAAAUAUUCUGAACAGGUGUAUGAUGCGUGUAUGGAUACAUUUGACUGUCUCCCUCUCGCGGCCCUCUUAAAUCAGCAGUUUCUGUGUGUACAUGGAGGGAUGUCACCUGAAAUUACUUGUUUAGAUGACAUUAGUAAAUUAGACAGGUUCAAAGAACCUCCAGCCUUUGGGCCAGUGUGUGACCUGCUUUGGUCUGAUCCCUUAGAGGACUACGGCAGCGAAAGGACCUUGGAGCACUACUCCCACAACACUGUCCGGGGGUGCUCUUAUUUUUACAGUUACCCUGCAGUUUGUGACUUUUUGCGGAAUAAUAAUUUGUUAUCAAUAAUCAGAGCCCAUGAAGCCCAAGAUGCUGGGUAUCGAAUGUACAGGAAGAGCCAGACAACAGGCUUUCCAUCACUCAUUACGAUUUUCUCUGCCCCCAAUUACCUAGAUGUCUAUAACAAUAAAGCUGCUGUGUUAAAAUAUGAAAACAAUGUCAUGAAUAUCAGGCAGUUUAACUGUUCUCCACACCCCUACUGGCUUCCAAACUUUAUGGAUGUUUUCACAUGGUCUUUGCCUUUUGUUGGGGAAAAAGUCACAGAGAUGCUGGUUAACAUUCUCAACAUAUGCUCUGAUGAUGAGUUGAGUUCCGACGAUGAAAUUGAAGAUCACUACAUUUCAAGCUAUCAGAAAGGACUCACUGCAGUUCGAAAGGAGAUCAUCAAGAAUAAAAUCAGAGCCAUUGGGAAGAUGGCCCGGGUCUUUUCAGUUCUUCGGGAAGAAAGUGAGAGUGUGCUGACUCUCAAGGGCCUGACUCCUACAGGGACACUCCCUCUGGGUGUCCUCUCAGGGGGAAAGCAGACUAUUGAGACAGCCACAGUAGAAGCGGUAGAGGCCCAGGAAGCCAUCAGAGGGUUUUCGCGUCAGCACAGGAUCCGGAGUUUUGAUGAAGCCCGAGGUCUGGACCUAAUUAAUGAGCGGAUGCCACCCCGAAAAGAUAGCCAAGGGAAGUUGACAACCCCCGUACAAUCUAAUACUUCGCACAGGAGCGAGAAGGGGAAAAAGGCCAGCCAUGACUCAGAGCCCUGCAGUGGCACAGGUGGACCCAAAACUUAAGAGCAAAUUGUAUUUAUUUAUUUAUUAUUGGAAAACAAAACAAAGCAACUUAAACCUGGAGGUGCAUUCAUAACAUACACUCUGCAUUUAUUCUGGAAGAAAGGCGACCAUUUUAUAAAUUCUUCUAAUUUAUGUCUAACAUAAAUAUAAGCAGUGCAUCUGUUUUGUUUUCCCUUUUCUUCUUAAUUUUUAGGAACUGAUCUGAUUGACUGAUACAUAUGUGAGGUUUUGUGCUAUAAGAGGCACCUUCUCCUAAUAAAAGGGCCUUGGAAACCUCCACCCUGGGUUUCUGACUUGAA
Myotis daubentonii (Daubenton's bat) is the source of this 2261-nucleotide messenger RNA. RefSeq names its product protein phosphatase 3 catalytic subunit gamma (gene PPP3CC). Gene Ontology annotation, biological process: calcineurin-mediated signaling. Lineage: Eukaryota; Metazoa; Chordata; Mammalia; Chiroptera; Vespertilionidae. The record is from RefSeq and is a predicted model, not a curated record. Gene Ontology annotation, molecular function: calmodulin-dependent protein phosphatase activity.